GGGCAUAAAACUUGCUAUUGCGCCGAAGCCACCGCUACGCACAUCAUAACCGCUCCCUCUGCCCUCCUCCUAGAGCAACAGAAAGACGGUUCACGGAAUUCACCUAUUCUUACGGAAUACGCUCCCGCAAGCAGCGUGACCAUAGUUUUCCUUUACGACGAUCAACAUCUUAGCUGGCCCCUGUCCUGGCACCAUCGAUCUCUCUUAAUGGCGAGCCCGGCAGAUGACCGGGAACCGGAGGCGCCAAAGAAGAAGAAGGAGAAGAAUAGAAGACCUGCAGGUACGGAUCUUGUCCCUCCUUUUGUGCUGGUUUGUCGUCGGGGCAUGUGGCUAACUGGACGGUGAUGAUUUAGACACACCAUUUAGGCAGCAACGAUUAAAAGCCUGGUAGUUCGUUACCCUUCCCCUCUUCUCUCUCCUAUCCACCGUAUCUAGCUUCCAAAUAGCUUACCCUUAUAGCCCCAUCCUAACGCCACGAACCGUCCUCCCCCUCUUCUUCGCCGUAGGCAUCGUCUUCGGCCCGAUUGGCGGACUCCUUCUCUGGUCAAGCACCCGAGUUCAAGAACUCGUAAUCGACUACACAAGAUGUAUAGAAUCUACUAGCGAAGAGCUAACUACUGUCCCCUCCUCGGCCGUGAAAUAUUCCUUUACGACACCACUCGACCCCAAGGACUUGCCAAGAUGGUCCGUGCACACCCGCCCAGCACUCUACGACCCGGAGGAGGAGGAAAGAGUCUGCAUGAUCGAAUUUACCAUACCAAACGAGAUGAAGGCCCCGGUGCUAAUGUACUACCGCCUCACAAACUUCUUCCAGAAUCACCGUCGUUACGUGGUUUCACUCGACGAGGGGCAGUUGAAGGGAGAGGUGAGGAGCUACGAUGACCUGGACGGAUCGGGCGGUUGCACACCGCUGGCAGGCGCGGACGGAGUCCCGUAUUACCCUUGUGGGCUCGUCGCCAAUUCUAUGUUUAACGACUCCUUCACUUCCCCCGUUCGCGUGCGGGAUGGGAUAAAUUCUCCAGGGGAGGAGUACCUCAUGACGAAUAAAGGCAUCGCUUGGGGCGCUGAUAGGGAGCGGUACAGAAAGACGCGCUACCGUCCUGACCAGGUUAUCCCUCCAAGGAACUGGGUCAAGCGAUUCCCGCAGAACUACACGGAGGAGAACAUGCCCAACAUUCACGAGUGGGAGGAAUUCCAAGUCUGGAUGCGCACUGCUGGCCUGCCCACGUUCUCUAAGCUCGCCCUGCGAAACGAUGCACAGGCCCUGCGAGAAGGUAAGUAUAGGGUUAACGUCACGUACAACUUCGAAGUCAUGAACUUCACCGGCACCAAAUCCAUCAUGUUAUCCACUAGGACAGUCAUGGGUGGCAGAAAUCCCUUCCUGGGAAUUGCCUAUGUGGUUGUCGCGGGAUUGUGCGUGGUGCUCGGAACGUUGUUCACCGCGAGGCAUUUUUGGAAACCCAGGUAUUUAUUUACCCAAUCCUUCUCGUGCAUUCUGGUUGAGCGGGGUUGUGGAAGCUAAUGAAUAAUUGGAAUUAUCUAGGAAACUCGGCGACCCGAAGUACUUGACGUGGAAUAACGAGCCCACCAGCGGGUCGCAUGCCCCCACUCCUGCUGGGCAGGAGACUCAGUAGCUUUUCCUGUCCACCUUUCCUGAUUUAUUUUUAUUUUUAUUUUGGGUGUUUUUUAUCGUCUCGGGUUUCAAUUUCAAUUUCGAUUCCAUCCCCCCCUAGUCUUCUGGGGAAAAUAUACACCGGUUUACUCUUUAUUCUUCCCCAGUGUAUCUUCAAAGAAUUUGCCUGCUCUUCUUUUGCUGCGAAAGGUUCUUUUUCGUAUUUUUAUUAUUUCCCCUUUGGUUUCUGUUCUUAAUGCAUUCACUUUGGACCCAUUUUAGCCUCAUAGUGAUAUCCGGUGUGGGGUAUGAAUAGAUAGUCUUCGUGUUCAUGAGCAAUCACUCGGUUACGUUCAAGUAGCACAUCUUUCCUUCA
Tuber aestivum (summer truffle) is the source of this 1988-nucleotide messenger RNA. The record is from the annotation of a GenBank genome assembly. NCBI's taxonomy places the organism in Eukaryota, Fungi, Ascomycota, Pezizomycetes, Pezizales, Tuberaceae.